AACGCAUACAAUCUUGUUUUACUUUCUCUUUCUUGAAAAUGUCGGUGCACGUAAACAGUCCUCAUUUUGAGAAGGAAAUAAUAGCAUGCGGAAGAUUUUGUCGUGUCAAGAAACACGGGUUGUAGCUUCGCACAUUCUGAGGAAGAAAGAGUUCAGCUGUAAAUACGGCCAAACCUCUAUUUGUAAGAUGGAAGGAGAUGGACAGACUGUCAGGGUAUGUGGACUACCGACGGACAUUGAGGAAGAAAAGCUAACAGAUAAGCUCUACAUCCACUUUUUGAGGCAGAGAAACGGAGGUGGGGAAAUAGCCUCAGUCGUCACCUCCAAAGUCCAUCCUGGCUGUGCACUAAUUACCUUUGAGGACAGUAAAGUGGCUCAGAGGGUAGUUCAGCACGGAAAACACAUCCUACUGGUUGACGAUGAGAAGUACGAGCUUUCUGUGAGUCUGUUCAAGAGAAAUGUGAACCGAGAUGAGGUUCUUGUACAGUUACAGCUCACUGUAAACUACAGCCAGCUUCCACUGGGAAAAGGGACAGUGACCCACCUACAAAAAGGCUUCCCUAAUGUGGAGCUGAAAUUCAACCCUGAGAAAGAGCUUUGUACCUUGAGUGGUAGCUACUCUGAGGUUCAGGCCCUGAUCAACCAGAUUCUGGGCCUUUUAGAGACACAGGCACCCGGAGACACCUCUGUGCUUGGGACAGAUGGACAAGUAAGCAAAAAGAACCCUGAUAGUAAGGGAAAGCAUCAGCACAGGAGCAGCAAAAGUCAGGAGAAGAGCACACAGCCUGGAAAAACCCUUGAUUUGAAUGUUGGAAUAUCUGGGGAAGCGAAGUCAGAGAGACUUUAUUACUCUGGCCUUGAACAGGAUGAUUAUGGGGUGCGGGCAGCCCAUACAGAGGAGCCUUCACUGGAGGACUACUCCUUGGUUCUGGACUCUGACAUCUUCCGCUACCUGCAGCAGUUCUGUGGUGAAGAAUACAUGCAGAUCUUAAAACAGCACAGGGUGGAGGUUGUGGAUGUUACCACCCAGGAUGUCACCACGCUCUACCUGCGGGCUCUGGAGGGAGCAAAGGGUGGUUCGAGGAAGCAGCUGGACCGUAUACAGCAGGUGCACGGGGAGCUGAGCCAGUUGUACCAGGAGAAGGAGAUCAAGUUACGAAAGGAGCAGCUUCCCAAGAGGUGCCUUCUCACGACUGACCUCAGGGCAACUUGCAAGGCCCUGCAGCUUCUGAUGCCCAAGCUGAUGCUCACUGAUGAUGAAACAUACAUUUACCUUGUGGGCAGCAGCAGCGACGUCUCUGAGGCUAAACAGCAUCUCCUUUACAUUCGAGAUUCAGAGGAAGGCUUUAAGCAGAAGACAGCAAAUUACACUCAGUCAGGGGAGCAGGAGGUGAGGGAUAUACGUCUCUUCACCUCCACGCCCAAAACACUUGACAGCAGUGAGGACAAGCUGUACAAAGGAACCAGAGCUGUGGGAGCAGAGGCAGGUAGGCAGUACAUGUUAGCUGCCAAUUUCAAGGAAGUCAAGAAUGAAACUGCUGGGGAAAACUGGGUAAAAUCCUCACUGGAUGAUACAUUUUCACAUGUAGAUACACAGAGAGAUUUCUCCUCUCCUAAUAUAAAACAGAUGACAAGUAAUGAGCAGAGGUUAGGCAGUGGACGAGUUCAUGAUGGGGGUGGACUUAGAAAGUUACCUAUCCUUCAAGGACUAAGUGAUCCUGGUCAGAGUAAGCUUUUUAAAAGGACCGACUCUGCAUCUGCCUCCACAAGUGAAGUUAGUUCACUCCGGACCUUGGUGCCAACCAGUGCUGUGUUACCCAAUAAAGCAAAAUACUUUAUGGGCUCUCCUUCUACCUUGCAGAGUGACCUAUUUCAGGAAAAAAGUCUCUUCAAUACUGUAGCACCUUCACCGAAACUGGGAGCCCAAUCCACUCUGAGAAGGAGUAACAGUUUUUCUGGCUUAGUGCGCUCUCAGCAGGAUGAGAAAGAAAGAGAUGCGUCAAAGGGCAACCAAAGUAAGAGUAAAACUGGAACUACUGGUGUCAGUGACAGCAUAGGGAGAUGGGGAAUCUACAGUCUGGAGGUUCCUGUUUCAAAAGACACAUGGAUUUACAUGAAGGAUAUGUAUCACACUUGGGUUGAGGACAUAAAGUCCUCUGUGAAUAUCAAGGAAGCUAAAUCGGCAGACCUUUUCACUCUCGUGUUGAGUGGGACUGACCCAGAAAAGCUCAGCAACUGCCAGCAAGAGGUUAAGAAGCAAGUAUCUGCUGUUUCCGCUGAUUUUACCGUACAGGAGCUAUCACUGACAAAGCUGGGUGCAAAAGACCUAAACAUAACCUUGGAGAUUUGUUGCACGGAAUUGAGAAGAAAGUUUCAUAAGGUAAAGAUUGUUCAAAAUCCAGAGACCAUACAUCUUUCGGGACCAAAACAGUUGUGUGAUGAGGUGCAUCUUAAUAUAAUAGAGGCCUUAAGUAAUGCAAAAAAAAGGAAGAUGUCAAAGGAAGUGGAGAUCUUCGGGGUGGAUGCCAACCAUACCAAUUUAGCUCCCAGUCAGACUCAGCACUCCCCCCCUCAGGAACAGAUCGAAUUCCAUAAAGACCAAGAGAUUCCCUACAAAAGUGGCAGAUUGAUUAAUGGAAGUCUACUUCGGGAUUCUACCAGCAGCAGUAAUACCCUGGACAGUGAAGGCACACAGAGAGAAGAUGGAAGUGUGCCCAGCAGACUAGGAAAAAACAAUAUCCAGACAUGUGAUUUGGCAACCAGUCGUGGUGAAGGUAAUCAGUCUGUUAUGAAGCAAGAUUCUGUUUUGAAGCAUAUGGGAAGGUAUGGGAAAACAGGCAGAGCGAGCUUCAGUACUGAUACACCUCAGACUCCGCUGAUAGAGGGCAGCCAGAUUGCUGUAGCACAGAGUGGACCAAAAGUACUGUCAUCCUCUGCUUAUAAGACUCAGAAGGUCUUGGGGCCAAAAGAGAAAAAUACACAGGCGAACGCUCUUAAUAACCACACUUGUCUUGAUCCAGAAGACCAAAAAAAUCCACUUUGGGAGCACUCCAAACAGAAGGAUCCCAAAACUUUGAGGCGGACACACGAGGAGAUCCAGACUCAGGAAUAUGAAAGCAAGACAUGUGCAUGUGGAACGAGGUUGGCUUGUGGUUUUCCCUUCUGCUCCAAGUGCCCUGUGGAGUCCCAUUACACUUGCAAGGUCUGCCACAAAGGAAGAGAAGUCAGUGGCAUCAGGGGCAAAAUAAGGUUCCAUGAGAUGUCCUUCAGCUUGCCUGGACACCCAAAGGACAUGACACUUAAGAUUACCUACAUCAUUCCGAAUGGUAUCCAAGGGGAGAAGCAUCCAAAUCCGGGGGCCCCUUUCGAAGGAGGCACAUUUGAAGCGUACCUCCCACUCAACGAUCAGGUGCGGAGGCUGCGUCCACUGCUGGAGAAGGCGUUUUAUCGGGACCUGACUUUCACUGUCUCUGGGGAAGGCGAGGUCGGCCAGGUCAUCUGGGGCAGCAUACCACACAAGACCAGUAUGGAACUCAAGUCAAAAAAUGGAUACCCAGACUCCAGCUACCUCAGAAAGUUAAGUGAAGUGCUGACAGCUUUGGACCUUGAAGAUGGCAGAGAAAGUACAAGAAGACAUGAAAAGAACAAAACCUGAAUAUUGUCUAACCUACAUUUACUUAUGUGCCUUUACAUCAGUAUAUAAUGAUAGAUUUCAAAAUUACUUGUAAUCACUUGUGAAUUAUGAACAGGUAAUUUGAUUUGUAACAAUCUAUUCCAAUCCAUGCAUAUCCAUUACAGGCUUGGGGGGGGGGGUCUGGAGCCUAUCCCUUUAAGCAUAGGGUACAAGGCAGGGGUGCCCUAUGGAUAGGAUGCCAGUCUUCUGCAGGGCAUGCCACAUGCCACAUUUCUGUAUAUUUUGCAGUCUUAAUUAUGCAACUAACAGCUGAAUGCGAAGAAGUGCAUUUUUGGCAGAAGCUACCACAAUGUAGAAAACCACGUGCACUUGAUAAUCCUCUUAGCUUUUUGUACCGCAUAGUCUUCCAGGAUUUUAAUAAAACAUAGUAUAAAGACAUCCAUGCAAACAUGAAAACUCAAAAAUAAUUUUCUGUUCAUUUUACAAAGCUUUUGAGGAAAAUAUUCCGGGCUGUCAGCUUUAGUAAAUAAUUAAACUGAUUUUUUACAGGGUGAAAAUUGAUACCAAAAUUUUUCAAUUUUGCUGGAAAAUUUAGAAACAGAAAAAAACCUAAUGAGGAUAUGUUUAUAUGUGCAAGUAGGACUCCUGACAUAUGCUGAUUGUCAGUCUAAUGUGGACAAGCAUCAACCACUGGAUAUAGCCGAUGUGGCCAUUUGUGGAUAAGCCACAUUAGUGGAAGGCCCAGGUACCAUGGUUUAUUCAUAUCACUGAAGAAGCGAUAACUACGUUACCUAUAUUUCUGCAUUUAUUGACAUUUAUUUAUUUACCAAAUGCUUUUGUCCAAAGCAAUAUACAAAGGAGGCAGCUAGAAUAUUACAGGAAUAUUCACUUUGAUAGUUAUAAACAGUCAGUCUUGGAUGGAGUGUUGGAAUUCCAAAUUUUCCACAGCAUGUAAGUUACACCAUGCCGCUUACUCACAGCAACUACACAAUCAUUUCUUAUAUGGUGUAGUACAGUAUAUAACAUUAUCAUUAACAAUUUUAUUAACGGUGAGAAAAUGUCUAUAGUAUUAUUGGUUGGUUUAAAAACUUGGAAAUGACAAAUAUGUUUUUGUGGGACUGUUUUCCUUCAAGCAACAGCAUUCUAUCAGUGUCUGUGUAAGUAGCACUGCGGUUUCCCUUCAAGAUUACGGGUUUAAUUCCAAUUUGUAUGCAUGUGUUUGUAUGUUUUCCCUUUGCACUGAUUUCCUCCAGAUCCUCUGGAUUUCUGUAAGUGUACGACAUGACGGGCACGUUAGCCCAUUGUCAGCAAAGCUGUCUUGCUCCACGUUGAAUAAGCAGGAGGGAUGAGAUGGAAUGGUUUUUUUGAGAGAUAUGCAAAGAUGAUCCAAACUCCGUAAGGUCCACCUGGGUUUAUGUUUGGAUGUGGUUCAGCCAUGGCAUCAUUAGAAAAAACAUAUUUGCUGGCUGUAUUGCACACAUUAUUCUCUGACAUGCAGGCCUGAAUGUAAAUAAAAUCUACAGGAAAAUGCACAAUCCUACAAUUCUAUUAUGUAAAUCCAUCAUCAUAUUCUGUAAUAAUAGCAUUUUGUAUGGUGUGUUUUUAUAAUAGUAAUUACAUUUGUAUGAAGCAAAACAGAAGUGUAAAGUCUAUGAAAGUUGGACUGUGAUGUGGUCCUCCAUGUAGAGAGAGAUUGUAGUUUUUAAUUUUCUACCAGGGGACAGUAUAAUACACAUUUGAUCCAUUAAAUAGAAUAAUAAAUUCUAGAGGAUGAAAAAGACA
Paramormyrops kingsleyae is the source of this 5416-nucleotide messenger RNA. RefSeq lists its product as uncharacterized. Gene Ontology annotation, molecular function: RNA binding. Gene Ontology annotation, biological process: protein ubiquitination; Notch signaling pathway. The record is from RefSeq and is a predicted model, not a curated record. Lineage: Eukaryota; Metazoa; Chordata; Actinopteri; Osteoglossiformes; Mormyridae.